This is a messenger RNA of Culicoides brevitarsis, 1964 nucleotides long. Its product is annotated as F-box and leucine-rich repeat protein 13-like. Gene Ontology annotation, cellular component: SCF ubiquitin ligase complex. Gene Ontology annotation, molecular function: protein binding. The coding region runs from base 82 to 1899 and encodes 605 amino acids. The record is from RefSeq and is a predicted model, not a curated record. NCBI's taxonomy places the organism in Eukaryota, Metazoa, Arthropoda, Insecta, Diptera, Ceratopogonidae. The transcript is spliced from 2 exons. Gene Ontology annotation, biological process: SCF-dependent proteasomal ubiquitin-dependent protein catabolic process.
ACACAACAAAAGCAUCAGGUGAUUUUCAACAACAAACAACUUCAUUAGCAAUUUUUGCAUCGUAGACAAAAACUAAAAAUCAUGGAAGAAACGGAAACUGACUUUCCGAUCAAUAUUACGUCAUUACCAAAUGAGCUUCUCAUUAUGGUAAUGUCCUAUUUGAGUCCGACAGAUCGUCGAAAUGCUGCUUGUGUCUGCAAAAAAUUCUCCGAAAUUGCCUUUUUUGUGUCAAACAUCAGUUUAAGCUUUAACUAUUCCCGCUUGUCUGACGACUGUCCUCCAAUGUCGCUUUUUCUCAAGUCCCGCAACGACUAUAGUCGCAUAAUUCUGGGCGGUGAUAUCGAAUUCGGACCCAGUUGUGAGAAGUUUUGGUACAAAUAUGGCAAGCACAUUACCGAAAUCACCUUUGACUAUUGCCCUUUUUUGUCAGUUGAGAUUUUGACGGGAAUUUUGAGGGAAAUGAAAAAGUUGCGGAAGCUGCAUAUUUUUUGUCGCAAAGAAUUUUUCCUCAGUGGAAGCAAGUUGAUCGACGAACGAAAUCGUGAUGUGAUGUCAAAUGCCUUGAAAACCGUUACGGAGCUCAGUUUGAACGGAACUAAUAUCACAAACUUGCAACUGAGCAAUUUGUUGGAAUUAAUUCCGGAAUUGGAAACUUUGAGUUUGUCUUUUUGUAGCACGCCGAAUGAGAGUUUAAAGGAAACCGAGACUGAUCAUUAUUUACGAUGCGAGGAUAUUUUAGCGAUAAUUAAGAAGCAUUGUCCGAAACUGAAGGAUAUUUAUCUGGAUGACUUUGGUUACAGGAUUCUCGAUGAAAAGUUACUCGUACAAGGCAUGAUGGAUUUGCAUCUGCGCAAAUUGUGUUUCCCUCUGGAACAAUCUUCGCAGGAUUUGGUGACUUUUUUGGAGCAUCAACAGGACAUCCAGGUGUUCGGUAUGAGCUAUGGCAUUCACACAAGUUGCGAAAAUUUGUCACUAAUCACGCAGCAUCUGCCAUCGAUCAAAGAACUGAACAUUCGCAAUGCCAAAGGACACUUGCGUGGACUCAAACUCAUGUCAGGUCUCGAUAAACUCGAAGUUUUCCGCUUGGCGAACCACACUAACAGCUUCGAGUUUGAAGAGGGCUAUCACAUCUGUAACGAAGUACAGCCCAAACCGAAACUCAAAACCUUCGAAUUGAAUUCCUCGACCAAAAUUUGUGAUGAUUGUUGCGACAAAAUGACACAACGUUUCCCCAACUUGACCGUACUUAAGUUAACUCACAGCCAAAUUGGCGAUGCUGCGGUUCAACUAAUCUUCCGACACCUCACACGUUUACGAAAACUCGUACUUACCGGAUGUCGCGAAAUUACGGAUGUCGGCAUCAUUGGAUGGCGUCUCCCCAACAUCGACAAUCAAAAUGCCAAUAAAAUCGCAAUGCACGAAUAUUCUAUCGCGAAUCUCAAGGGACUGCAGAGCUUGGAUAUCAGUGGCUGCGAAGAAAUUACCAACGUUUCGCUUUUAACCAGUUUUCGCCUACUUGAGCUCCGGAAGUUCAAAGCGAGUAAUUUGAAGAAAAUCUCCGGUUUGGGUAUCGAAGCUUUGGUUCAAGGAUGUCCUCAGAUCGAAGUCAUCGAUUUAGGAGGCUGUGAAAGUCUGAAUGACGCGUGUAUUGGUUUAAUCUCAAAACGAUUGCAGCGACUGAAAUUCUUGGAUAUCCAUGGAUGCAAGACAUUGACUUACGCCGCAUGGCAACAUCUCGCGACAAAUUGCAAAUCUUUGCAGAUUUUGAAUGCGUGGAAUUGUAACAUGACAAUUUUCUUGUCGGACAUGCUUUUUUCGAAGAUUGACAGUUUGAAGUUGAUUUUGUACGAGCAAAAGUGCCGUCGAUUCGAGUACGAUCGACGAAAGAGAUCCUUAUGAUUAGACGACGACAACGACGAAUUUAACGAAGAGCCGCAACUGUAAACAGGAACUUUAAUGCUUUA